Messenger RNA from Etheostoma cragini (Arkansas darter), 2861 nucleotides. RefSeq names its product patched domain-containing protein 3 (gene ptchd3b). NCBI's taxonomy places the organism in Eukaryota, Metazoa, Chordata, Actinopteri, Perciformes, Percidae. The record is from RefSeq and is a predicted model, not a curated record. Bases 160 to 2766 code for a protein of 868 amino acids. Gene Ontology annotation, cellular component: membrane. The transcript has 4 exons.
AGGCUCUUUGACUGAGUCUUUCCUCAAACCUCAUCAGCCUCUGUUCCUCACUGAGUGGGCCAACCCUGUUAUUAUGCUAAUCUCAUCUCUUGGAAGGAGCUAAGAAGAGUCUGCAGCCCAAUAAAUACAGCUGGUUGUAAACACUCAAGGCCCUCACUAAUGUUUGAAAUUUCUGGGGAAAAGAGCGGCUCUUUUAUAUUUCACCCAAAAAGGUUUUGUACCAAAUUGCAACCAGAAACUCGGAUUUUAAGAGAGCACAUUUUCACAGCUAUGGGCAGAAUACGCACGGAUUGCAUAGAGAGACUAUUACGCAUCUGCUUUGAAAUGGUGGGUCAUUUUAUUGGAUCUCAUCCCUGGUGGUUCUUGAUCAUCCCCCUCAUUCUCUCGGGAAGUCUGGGGAGCGGAUUUUUGCUUCUCAAGGACCGAAUGUCAGACGAUAUUGAAGAGCAGUUCACACCCGUCAACGGACAAGCCAAACUGGAGAGGAAAUACAUCCAAGAAAUUUUUCCAGGAAAUGUUUCCAUGUUUUCACGUUUACGACUGAGCACAGAUGGGAAUUAUGCAACUCUCAUAGCUACAAGUGACAGGAACAUUCUAACUGUGGAGUCGUUUCAGGACAUCCUAGACUUAGACUUUAAAGUUAAAAAUAUGGUAGUGCAGUCAUUUCAAUAUGUGGAUGUCUGUGCUGAGGUGAUGGGAUGCUGCACCUCUAAUUACAUUUUAGAUAUUGUUGAAUACAGUGCCAACAACAUAGACAAAAUCAAUUUGACGUUUCCGUGGUAUUACUCUAAUUCUAGGAGCAUUCCUUUAUAUUUAAAUUUGGGGAGUGUGAAAAUGUCCAAGGAGAGUUCAGUAGUUGAAAGUGCUAAAGCCAUACAGCUCCAUUACUAUUUAGAUGAGGACAACAAAGCAAAGACUGACCUUUGGUUAGAAAGCUUUAUUCAUUUGGUCUCAAAUGUAUCAUCAACUUCCAUUCAGGUGUCAUAUUCCACCUCCAUGUCAAUGCAAUGGGAAUUUAAAAAAUCACCAGCUUCCAUCGUCCACUUAUUCUCCAUCACCUACGCCAUUGCCAUCACAUUUUCGAUCAUAUCAUGUUGGAGGUUGGACAAUGUGAGGACAAAGGUGUGGGUGGCAUCCUGUGGGGUGUUGUCCACAGGUCUGGCAGUCCUGAGCGGUUUUGGUGUGCUGUUGCUGCUGGAUCAACCUUUUGUCAUGACAGUUGCCUCCUGUCCUUUCAUGAUAUUAGGUAUUGGACUGGAUGAUAUGUUUAUCAUGAUCUCUUGCUGGCAGAGGACCCGUGUUCUGGACAGCGUCCCCGCCCGGCUGGCCGACACCUACAAGGAUGCUGCCGUCUCUAUCUCCAUCACCUCCCUGACCAACGCUCUUGCUCUUUUACUGGGCUGCUGCUCGCCCUUUGGUUCAGUCCGCUCCUUCUGCCUGUACGCAGGGAUUUCUAUUUGCUUCUGUUAUCUGUACAGCAUCACCUUCCUGGGGGCAUGCAUGGCUUUGAACGGACAGAGAGAAGCAGAGAACAAGCACUGGUUCACCUGUGCCAAGAUUCCAGAAGACCUUCCAUCCAGGAAUUCCAAAGGUCUUAGUAUAUGCUGUGUUGGGGGGAGCUACGAUCGAAUGACAGAAAAAGAGGAAACUGACCCAAUGAGUUACAUGUUUGAGCGCUUCUAUGGCCCAAUGCUGACCCACAAAUUGAUGAAAGCUUUUGUAUUUUUCAUUUAUGCAGGCUAUCUGGCUGUAGGCAUCUAUGGUUGUUUUAUGUUAAAGGAAGGACUUGAUAUCAGGAAUCUGGCUUUGGAUGAUUCCUACAUCAUUGAUUACUACAACAAUCAAAGGCAGCACUUCUCUGAAUACAGCUGUAACGUGAUGGUAGCAGUGAAGCAGCCCUUCCCAUACUGGGAUGAGGAUGAACAAAAGCAUCUGCUCUCAUGCAUUUCAAAUUUUGAGAGUUUGAAUUAUGUCAAUGGCACUUUAGCCUGGUUUCUUUCCUUUCAACAACAUGUAAAAGCAUCCAAUCUCAAUAUAAGUUCUCAAGAGACAUUCCAAACAUAUCUGCGACGUUUCUUAGAACUCAAGCCCAUGUUCAAACAAGACAUCAACUUCACUGCAGACAAUAAGAUUCAGGCCUCUCGCUUUUUUAUUCAGACACUCAACAAAGUCCCAACAAAGGACAUGAUGACUGGACUCAGGAAAACAGCAGAGGAAUGUCCAGUAGAGCUACUGGUGUACCACCCUGCUUUCAUCUACUUUGACCAGUACACCGUCAUUAUGGACACCACCAUUCAAACCAUCCUGGUGGCUGUGAUCGUGAUGCUGGUCGUCUCACUCAUCCUGAUACCCAACCCUCUUUGUUCCCUGUGGGUGGCCUUUGCAAUUUGUUCAGUCAUUGUUGGUGUGACAGGGUUCAUGGCGCUAUGGGGUGUAAACUUGGACUCCAUCUCUAUGAUCAAUCUGCUCAUGUGCAUUGGUUUUUCUGUGGACUUCUCAGCACACAUUUCUUACUCUUUUGUCUCCAGCUCCCAGAGCGAUGUGAAUAAGAAAGCCAUGAAUGCAUUGGCCCAUCUAGGCUAUCCGAUACUCCAAGGAGCACUGUCAACUAUUUUGGGAGUGGCGGUGCUGUCCGUGUCAGAGAGUUACAUCUUUAGGACAUUCUUUAAGAUUGUUUUUCUUGUGAUUACAUUUGGGAUGCUCCAUGGCUUAGUGUUCAUUCCAGUGUUUCUGACUCUGUUUGGAGCCUGUGGGAAGUGGUGUUAAAGUAGGGUUGUCCAGUUUAUAAAUUACCUUUUUUAAAGGCAAACUGAAAUUUGAAAUCUUCACAGUUUGUGUGUAAAGAAAUAUAAUCUACAAUG